AUGGACAACCUUCAAGUGAAAUCUGGCUUCCUGCCAGGCUUGUUCAAUAGCAAACGCAAAAGCAAGGGAAAACAGUCAAUAUCUGAAGAGGACGAGAAGAUGCCAGCGCCAAAGCCGAGUUCGUUCUUUACAAGAUUGCCAGAUGGGCCUCGAAACCACUUCAUCGCCAUGGCUGGAGAAUUCGUCGGCACCUUUCUCUUCCUGUUCUUAGCAUUCGCAGGCACACAAGUAGCCAACACUCCUCAGACAACAACUGGUAGUACCAGCACCAAUCUGCCUCAAGGCCCGAAUCCCGCGCAGCUCCUCUACAUCAGCCUGUGCUUCGGCUUCUCCCUCGCGGUCAAUGCCUGGAUAUUCUUCAGAAUCUCCGGUGGCCUCUUCAAUCCAGCCGUUACACUAGGUCUGUGUCUGGUCGGUGCAGUACCAUUCUUUCGUGGUGGACUGGUCUUCAUCGCUCAGAUGUUAGGCGCCAUGGCCUCUGCAGGAAUAGUGAAAGCUCUGUUCCCUGGUCCUCUAGCAGUCACCACCUCCCUUAGUGGGGGAACAAGCAAGGCACGGGGCCUUUUCAUUGAGAUGUUUCUCACAGCGCAGCUGGUCUUCACUAUCUUCAUGCUAGCUGCCGAGAAACACAAAGGCACAUUCCUAGCACCUGUUGGAAUUGGGUUGUCUUUGUUCAUCGCGGAACUUGCCGGGGUCUACUAUACGGGGGGCUCCUUGAACCCAGCUCGAAGCUUCGGUCCUUGUGUUGCCAACCUUUCUUUUCCCAGCGAACACUGGAUCUACUGGGUUGGCCCUCUAUUAGGAUCACUCCUCGCUUCGGGAUUCUUCUGGUUCAUCAAGAGCGCCGAAUACCAAACUGCUAAUCCUGGUCAAGACUUCGACGAUCUCGAGGCCACUGCAUACCGUCCGGAGGAAGACUUGACGCGGCCUGUUGUUAGUCCCACUGCUGUGCUCGAACCCGUCGCAUCCCGGGACGGGGCCUCAAGAAACUCCAAAGAUGGUCGGUCAAUCUCGCCCUUACCACCUCGAGCUGCCUACGGUGGGUUCAACUCCGGUGAAGGCGACGCCGGUGAUAUCGAUAGUUCCGUGGCAGUUCACCAUAGGACCACAUUGGGCUCCUGA
Capronia coronata CBS 617.96 is the source of this 1122-nucleotide messenger RNA. Its product is annotated as aquaporin rerated protein, other eukaryote. The coding region runs from base 1 to 1122 and encodes 373 amino acids. The record is from RefSeq and is a predicted model, not a curated record. Lineage: Eukaryota; Fungi; Ascomycota; Eurotiomycetes; Chaetothyriales; Herpotrichiellaceae. Gene Ontology annotation, molecular function: water channel activity. The transcript has 6 exons. Gene Ontology annotation, biological process: transmembrane transport. Gene Ontology annotation, cellular component: plasma membrane.